This is a messenger RNA of Umbelopsis ramanniana AG, 1318 nucleotides long. RefSeq lists its product as uncharacterized. Gene Ontology annotation, cellular component: membrane. The record is from RefSeq and is a predicted model, not a curated record. NCBI's taxonomy places the organism in Eukaryota, Fungi, Mucoromycota, Umbelopsidomycetes, Umbelopsidales, Umbelopsidaceae. The transcript is spliced from 7 exons. Bases 158 to 1237 code for a protein of 359 amino acids.
GAGAAUAUGCGUACCAGUCGUGACAUUCAUUCUUCCGGAUGGUAGAUUUUUUUUGGGUCCGCCUCUUUUUCUUACCAUAAUUUUCACAAUAGUGUGGCUCCUUUGUCUUUACUGUUCGCUUGCUCGCGCAAAACGUUAACUUGCCUACAGAAAAGAAAUGACAGACCGUCGACUACCACCUAAGAUCACCGACUUCAACGAAGUUGAAAACAAGAUGUAUACGAUAACUAGUCUCAGCAACUCGACAGACACCAUACCGAACAAUCAAAGUGAAGUAGGGCCCAACUUGCCACAGGAUGAGAAAGAUAGGUCACCAACAAAGCCUGGCGUUCAGAGAGGAAGGCUGUAUUAUGGAUGGACAAAAUCCCGAUGGUUGCUGUUAUUUUCCAACAUCUUCUUUAUGUUAUAUGCCACCAUGGCAUUCAUUGCCUGCAUGGUUACGUAUGGAGAAGGCUACACCAACGCUCCAAUCGUUGUUGCUGCCAACGCAAGUAUUCUAGGAGUCACUCUCGCCUUCUCUCUACUAAGCAUGGUGGUUGCUUGUAUUGGAAUGGCAGGUAUCAUCAGGAAAGACAGAAGGUUGCUUGGUUGGUAUUGUCUAUGGUUGUGGCCAUGCUUUGGCCUAUUGUGCGCUAUUGGAUAUCUCGGCUACAAACAAGACACUUGGAAUCUCAGCGCGAAACUAGGUAUGCAAUGGCGUUACAACCUAAGCAGUAAUGCUCGCAUAGCCCUUCAGAAUACCUUACACUGUUGUGGAUUCGAUAACCCCUCCGAUCAUGCGACUUAUUUUGACCGCUGCUUUCCAAAGUCACUGCUCCCAGGCUGCGAAUACAAAUUACAUCAAUUUGAAAGCUCGUUUCUUAAGACUACAUACAUAGUGGCAUUUUCAUUUGUUCCCGUUCAGCUUAUCGUCAUGAUUUUCGCCAUCCUCUGUUCCAACCAUGUCACCCUUCAAUUUGGUCGUAGAGCCAGACCAAAUAUUGCGUAUUUGAAUGGUCACAGCGAUUGGCGAACUUGGGAGCAAGAACAAAAGCAGAAAAAAGCAUCAGAAAGUGAAUGCGAUGCAAAGGGACUCCCAUACAAAUUCUCGCCUAUCGACUUGUAUUCUCCAGGGAAAUUCUCCUUGGAAAGUGAGAUUCUCCAAGCUCAAGACAAGACUUUUGCUACAGGCGGUGCAGCACUUAGCAGUGGAGAGGUAACACGAAGGAGAAGUGGUCAUAGACAGGUCCAGCGUUAAUAUAUAGCAUAUUCAUAAAAAGAGGACAAUACUUCAUAAAUGGUGGCCGACUGAAGAUUCUAUUAACUGAAAAAUGGUAUU